AUGUACUCUUUUGCGGGAAGUGAAGACAGGAGGGAGCCGCAUCCUGAAACGGGGUUCGUGUGGGUCAACGGGCUAGCGGAGGCCCAGUGUGGCGUGUACCGCUCGACGUUCAAGGCCAAGCACGGCGAAGACGCCGACCCAACCACCGAAGACUUUGAUGUUGAGGUUGCGGUGCUUGCGGGACAAGGCAAGAAGGGUGGCCGCCUAUGGAUUGCUGACGGGUUAGUCGACCCAAAGACCAUUCCAUCUCUACGCCAGAUCCGUCGUGGGCGUACGAGCGAGCAGCCUCGGGUAGAGACCCGCCCACGGGCUUCGGACCUAGCUGUGGAGAAGUUACGGGCGGAGAUGGAAGAAAGGGAACGGAGGCACCAAGAGGAGCAGAUGCAGAUGCAGCAGCAGCUUAGGGAGAACAUGCAGAUACAGCAGCAGAUGUUGCAGCAGAUGCAACAACAGCAGCAGAUGUUCCAGCAGAUGUUCAUGAACCAGGCCGUGCUGACUUCCCCACCGGGGAGUAGUGCUCCUAGCACGUCGUGUCCUCCUAUGUUCCCCAACUGAGUAAGUGGUUAACUUAAU
Molecule: messenger RNA, 573 nt
Organism: Lolium perenne
Lineage: Eukaryota; Viridiplantae; Streptophyta; Magnoliopsida; Poales; Poaceae
Source: RefSeq, a predicted model, not a curated record